Molecule: messenger RNA, 963 nt
Organism: Gryllus bimaculatus (two-spotted cricket)
Lineage: Eukaryota; Metazoa; Arthropoda; Insecta; Orthoptera; Gryllidae
Source: the annotation of a GenBank genome assembly
AUGACUACGCGACAGACGUUGGGAAAUUGUGAAUCGCCGCAUGCGCGCGUGCUGGGCGCCGUGGGCGCUGUUGGCGUGGGCGCUUUUGGUGAUGGGGGUCGGGGCGGGGCGGCCGCCGCUGGAGGUGUCGGUGUCUAUCGGCGCCAAGCGACUGCUGCACCGCACCGGCGACCUCUUCAUCGGCCUGCAGCUCGACCCCGCGCAGCUCCUGGUCGCGCACGACAGCAGGUGAGUGCUUCUGAAGCAGUCGAAGAGAUGCUUUCGAGGAUGGCGAGAUCUGUCGCCGACCAACACGUCGACUGGCGGGGGAUUUCUGCAUUCAGGUAUCUUCCACCAGCGGUGCACCCUCCCGACUGGUUCCCCGUCAUGUGUGUUAUGUGUAUGUAUGUGUGUAAGGGAGAAAGGGAAGAUAGCAUUAAGAGAGAGAGAGAGAGAGAGAGAGAGAGAGAGAGAGAGAGAGAGAGAGAGAAAGAACUGGAUAUGAGACAGAUGCAAGUGCAAUAUCGAGAGAGACAAAGAGUGCCGGAGAGAAAAGAGAGAGAGGGGGGGAGAGGGCAGAGAACUAGAGAAAGGGGAAGAGAGCUAGAGCGAGAGAGAGAGAGAGAAAGAUCAAGAGAGAGAGAGAGAGAGAGAGAGAGAGAGAGAGAGAGAGCUAGAUCGAGACCGAAGAAGAUACUGGGGAAAGAGCAAGAGAGAGAGAGAGAGAGAGAGAGAGAGAGAGAGAGAAAGAGAUCGCACGAGUGUGUGUGUAUGCGCAGGUGGGGGUCUGCGCGGUCGCUGGCACUGGCGCGGGGCUUGGCGCCGGCCUACCUGCGUGUGGCGGGGCCCGGCACCGACACGCUGCGACUGGGCGGAGACGGCGCCCACGACCUGCACCUCGACCACCAGGGCGGCGCCGCCCGCACACACAACGUCACUGGUGAGCGCAAACGCCCACUUGAAGUACUUUUAAGAGGCAAUUGA